AUGCCGUCGUCCAACCAGGGCUGGCCCGAGGAGUUCGGCUUCCAGCUGGGCGGUAACGGACCAAGCUACAUCCUGUCUGUGGAGGAGGGCAGCAGUGCCCACCUGGCCGGGCUGCAGGCGGGGGACCAGGUCCUCGAGAUCGAGGGCCACAAUGUGUCAACGCUGGGUCCCCAAGCUGUUGUCGCCAUCGCACAGACGCAGAAGAACAUCCCUCCCAGUAUUGGAGUGGUGUCCCGCAUACAGCAGAUGGACAUCAUACCAGGUCCAGACGGUCGUUUUGGGUUCACCAUUGUCGGAGACUGCCCCCUGCUGGUGGAGGACUGCUCGCCUUGUUCUCCAGCCGGCCGCGCAGGACUGAGGGCCGGGGAUUACGUCAUGGAGGUCAACGGCAUCCCCGUCAGGCAGCACGAGACAGCUGCGGCUCUGAUCAAGGCGUCCCAGGGCAGGACACUCCGCCUAGGGGUGCUGUGUCUUGGCCCGCGGCAGAAACGCAGCGUCAGCAUAGAGGACAGUCAGCUGGGAGGGGAGGGGGCAAGACUGGACCGUAAACACAAAGCUCUGGAGUUCAACAGGAGGGUUGACCAAGUCUUAGGUGACGAACCUGAAGUGAAAGAAAAACUCUUCACUGUACUCAAGCAGUAUGCAGCUGAGAAGAGAGUCGAGUGGUUGGCCUCAGUCCUGCCUGACAUUCUCACCACUGAAGAGCAUCGACAACUCAUCUCCAGUAUCAGAAUCUUCAUUCCCAAGAAGCACCGGCAGCGCUUCGACGAGUCCGUCAACCAGAAUGUGAUCAACCGGCUCUGCCGCAGCAAGAGCAUCAGUGAGCCGCAGGGCAGGAUCCGCCGCAGUCGGAGCGAGGAUCACUCCGACCGACACCACGGGUCCAAACGGGCCAGCUCAGUACCCAGGGAUGGAGAACCCGGAGGGAGAGGUGAGGGGGAGAGAGACAGGGGCGUAAGAAAGUCCGUCUCUGGGUUGCCUGCACAUCCUCCCCUCGGACCCAACCAGAGGAUCGUUCGUGUGUACCGGGGGAAGAAAAACUUCGGCUUCACGUUGCGAGGUCACGCCCCCGUCUGCAUCGACUCUGUUAUCCCAGAUAGUCCUGCUGAGGAAUGUGGACUGAAAACAGGAGAUCGUAUCCUCUUCCUCAAUGGCCUGGACAUGAGGAACUGUUCCCAUGAGAAGGUGGUGUCCAUGCUGCAGGGCAGUGGGGCGAUGCCCACUCUGGUGGUAGAGGAGGGUCCAUCCGAGUACUCCUCAGACCAAACAGAUCCAGAAGAAUCUCCGAGCCUGGCCCCCACCACGUUACCGCGCUCCAGGUCUCCAGCCCUCAGCUCUCUGCAGUGGGUGGCAGAGAUUCUCCCGCCCAGUAUCAAAGUCCAUGGACGGACCUUCAGCCAGCAGCUGGAGCACCUGCUGACCAUCCAGGAGAGGUACACCGUCUGCAAGUCCCUGGAGACCUUCUUCCAACACAGGAAUGUGGACACUCUGAUAGUGGACGUUUUUCCGGUGUUGGACACUCCGGCCAAACAGCUGAUCUGGCAGUUCAUCUACCAGCUACUGACGUAUGACGAGCAGGAGCGCUGCCAGGGCAAGCUGUCUCGCUUCCUGGGUUUCAAAAGCAGCGCGGUGCUAGAGCCUGAUGUCGGCCCGGAACACCACCGGCGAAGCAGCUCGAUGCGCGUGACGGGGACGUCGUACCGCAGCAGCCUCAGAGAGAGGAGCUCUGAUGACUGCAUCAUCGGGACUCACCUGGGGAUGGGAAUUCAUGUGGAUGAAUCUGGGAGCCCGGAGGAGAGGCAGUCUGGAGAUGGAACCUCCUUCCCCGAGUCCCCUGACCUCAAUCAUAUGACAGGGGUGUACACGGAGCUGGAGAAUGUGUACGCGGGGAAGAGUGUGCCGCCGCUGCAGGGUGGCUCCUCAGUGGAGCCUGAGGGCCAGGGACAGACUGAGGCCUACGGGCGCCCUCUCUCCCCCCUCACACUCCCCCCUCUCACAGGGAGCCGUAAAUCCGGCCUGUCUCUGUCCUGGAAGGAGCCCCUCCCCACACCUGUGUAUGAGAUCCACCACCAGAGCAGCGUCGAAUCUAACCCUUACGUCAGCCUGGAGAGCCCUCCUGCCUCCCCUCAGCCCUCGGACAGCGGUCCCAACACGCUGACCCGCCGCAAGAAGCUGUUCACCUUCUCCCGCCCACCUCGCAGCCGGGACACAGACAAGUUCCUGGAUGCUCUGAGCGAGCAGCUGGGCCACCGGGUCACUCUGGUGGACGACUUUGUACCUGGGGAGAACGACUAUGAGGAGAUAUAUCAAGGUGGUUGUCAUGGUUUCAGAAGAAGAGGGGUGCCUAUGAGUUUCCAGGAGGACCAGGAUGUGGGUUUCAUGCCUCGGCAGCUCAGCAGUGGCAGCAGCGAGGACCACAGUAGCAGUGAUGAGGCCUCCACUCCCUCCUACUCCUCAGGAUCUGAACCCAUACCGCCACCUCCCACCCAGAGCCCGCCGCCUCCCCCGCCUUUCCAGGCCCUGAUACCACCCCCUGUUCAGUUCACAGACCCCCUGCCGCCUGUCCGCUUCUCCCCCGAGCAUGUUCCCCGCAGCCGGAUGCCCUUCCAGCCUCACCACCCUAUCAUCCCUCCACCUCCGCCCCCUCCAAGGACCCUUCUGUCAAGCCGCUCUCCUCUACACAAAGUGCUCCCCGACAUGGAGAAAACUCACCAGCGCUUCCAGACCACCAAUUCCACCUCUCGCCUCUCACAUGCCCACUCCACCACCCUGCGGUCCUCCCAGCCGUCCCGCGCCCAUUACCUCCCCCGGCAGCUCAGCCAGCCCCACCCAGUCCUCCAGCCCCUCAUCCAGCCGUCCCCCCAGCCCUCCCCUCAGCCGCUGAGACCGAGCCAACUCGUCCUACAGAGGCACCACCAGCUACACCACCAACACAGCUAUCAGGGCCCUCUGCCACCGUCCCUCCAGGAUCACAGCUCAUCCCAGAGUCAGACCCAAGGCCCCGCGGCCUCAUCGCUGCUUUCAAAGCCUCCAGCCUCUCACUCCACCCUCCCCAGUCACACCAAGACCUAUGAGACCCCCCAACGGCAGGAGCACCAAACACAACAGGCCCCGCCACCUCCGCCUCCACCCCUGCCACCACCGUGUGAACCCCCUCCGCUGCCCAAGUCAGGCCACCACGCCUCGGACACCAACCACAUGAGUGUGAAGAGGCUGCGCUGGGAGCAGGUGGAAAACUCUGAGGGGACCAUCUGGGGUCAGCUUGGAGAGGACUCAGAGUACGACAAGCUCACUGACAUGGUGAAGUACUUGGACCUUGAUCUGCACUUCGGGACUCAACGCAGAUCCAUCUCUCCUCCAGAGCCUCCAUCCUUCCUGCCAGAGAACUUUAAAAAGAAAGACGUGGUGGAGAUUCUGUCUCAUAAGAAAGCCUACAACGCCUCCAUCCUCAUUGCCCAUCUGAAGCUCUCCACCAGCGAGCUGCGUCAGGUCCUAAUGAACAUGACUACCGACAGGCUAGAGCCGGCUCACAUCAAGCAGCUGCUGCUGUAUGCGCCGGAUGACGAAGAGGUCAAACAGUACGAACAGUUCGAACAGGAUCCAGCCAAGCUGAGUGAGCCCGACCAGUUCAUCUUCCAGAUGCUGAUGGUGCCAGAGUAUAAAACCCGUCUGCGGAGCCUCCACUUCAAAACGACCCUGCAGGAGAGGACGGAGGAGAUGAAGGUUGCAUACGAUUACAUCUACAAGGCUUCAGUGGAGCUGAAAAGCAGCAAGAAACUUGCCAAAAUCCUCGAGUUUGUCCUUGCGAUGGGAAAUUACCUGAACAAUGGGCAGCCCAAGAGCCACAGGACAACCAGCUUUAAGAUCAACUUCCUAACUGAGCUGAGUACAACCAAAACAGUAGACGGGAAAUCUACCUUCCUACACAUUCUGGCCAAGUCUCUGUGCCAACACUUCCCUGAGCUGCUCAACUUCUCCAGAGACCUGACCACAGUGCCUCUGGCAGCCAAGGUGAACCAGAGGGCCAUCACAGCAGAGCUGAGUGACCUUCAUAACACCAUCCUGGACAUCAGGAAGGCCUGUCUGAAGAUCCCGCCCACCUCUGAGGACCACUUUGCCUCUGUCAUGAGCAGCUUUUUGGAGAACAGCCACCCUGCGAUCCAGUCUCUGGAGUCCUUGCAGACACGGGCCAUGGAGGAGUUCUCAAAGGUGGCCUCCUUCUUUGGGGAGGACAGCAAGUCCACCAGCACCGAGUCCUUCUUCGGUAUCUUUGCAGAGUUCAUGUGCAAGUUUGAGAGAGCUCUCAGUGAGACCCAGUCUCCAGAAAACCCCAGAAGCCCCCGGCUGUCUUCCCCUCUGGCCUGGUAGGAGCGCCAAACACGGGCGGAUGUCGGGCCACACCGACGGGCCGGUUGGCACCAUUUUCACUCUGCUCUCUACAACCAAAGUGCCAAGAUCAAACACAGACACUCGAACCAACAGGUACUGAGACCAUGUCAUCUAUAGCAAGCAGGAUCUAACAGCAGCUGUUGAGCGUCCCGUGUGCUGCGUUACUGUUUCUUCAGGUGCUGGGUGGAGCAGCAGGUGAACUCACUGCACACUGAUGACAUUAUUUACAUCUCUUUUUAAUUCACAUGACAGAGGAGGUAGAUUAAAAGAUACAGACAGAUAGAGGAACUGUCCGUGUACAUCUGUUUGCCCCGGUGCAUCUCGAUGCUGCAUUAAAAUGAGAUGUAAGUGAUCAAAUAUUAACAGAUUACUUGCUAUGUUUAAUACAUGACUAUAUAAAGUUUAUAUUUUCUAUCAGAUCAUAUUUGAAAUUGUAAAGAUUAAGCGCAGAUGUAGACUGACAACAGUUUUCAAGGUAAGCGUGGUUUAGUGAGCAUGUACAGAGCCAGGAUCAGUUCAUACAACUUGCAGCCUCCCAUACAGCAGCAUUUCAUUCAGAAAAACUUGAUGUGAGAGGUUUUUUUCAUCCACCUAAUGUGAAUUAAGAGGGCAUCUAUUAUUGGAAAAUGAUAAAACGAUCAUUUUCCUCUCCUUUUAAAGGGAGCUAAAGUCAAAGUCAUCCACAUGGAGCGCUGGUUCACUUUUGUCACUUGCAGUACACCAUUUAUCACAUUCCUAAAUUUUCUUUAAGGAUCAGUCAGUCAUACUGUGGAAGCAAAACAAUGCUUAAGAGAUUUGGGUUUUUUUACAUUGUUAUGCCUAAUUAUGAAUUUAUUUAAUUUUGAUUCUUACUAUUGAAAUUAACGUUAAACUUAU
Messenger RNA from Plectropomus leopardus (leopard coralgrouper), 5265 nucleotides. The record is from RefSeq and is a predicted model, not a curated record. NCBI's taxonomy places the organism in Eukaryota, Metazoa, Chordata, Actinopteri, Perciformes, Serranidae.